AUCUGAAUUAUGUAAGAAACAAGUUCCAUCUUGUGAGAUCUCUUAGAUCUGUGUUCAAUGUGAAAUCUGCAAUGAGGAAACCUUAGAGAUGGAGUUUAACCUGUCUUAUCCUAUUCUAAUAAUACAGGUUAUAUCGUUCACAAAAUUUCUGACAACUCAUUCUGGACCCAAACCAGUACUUCAAAGACUAGCUGAAUGUACAUACGUACAAAAAAUAAACUUAGGUAUGCAUAUUUGAUCACCAAGGCCUUAAAAACGUCAACCUUUAUGGCCUUGGCCAUCCGGCAUAUAUAUAUUGACACCUUUAUGGCCUUGGCCAUCCAACCAUUUUUUAGAUUCAGGUGUUAUUCAUAUUUGGUAAAUUAAAUGAUUUUAAUCUACAGUAUUUUCUUAUCUGAUAUUAUUUAAUGACAUUCCAAUAUCAUUCAAUAUCAUAAAAUACAAUAUCAUGUAUUUAAGAAAUAUGUAAGUAAAAUACAAUUUUGACACCAAAAUUUAAAAUCCAUAUGAAAAUAAAACGUUUUAAUUGAUUUGGUUUUGCUGCAAUGGAUGCUUGAAUAUUGUGUUUUCUAAAUUAUUUCACUUAAAGUAUGAAGAGGGGCAGGAUAUGGAAAGACAUUUAAAUAGUAUAGAGGAUUUAGUAGAUGAGUUAACCGCUUCGGGAGAACAAAUGAGUGACAGACUCAUGGGAAUUCUCAUGUUGGGAAGUUUGCCUGAUAAUUAUAAUACAUUAAUGACUGCUCUUGAGGCAAGAGCAGAUACGGACCUCACUCUUGGAUUCGUAAAGAUUAAGAUCAUGGAAGAGUAUGAGAAGCAAUCAAGAGGAUCGCUUGGACAUACCAUGAAUAUGGAUGAAGCCAUGGCUUUGAAAACAAUGGUCCGUAAACAGAAAACUGGAUGUUACAAUUGUGGGGGUCACCAUUUAAAAAAGGAUUGUCCUGAAUUGGGCAGAGGAAAGAAAAAGAAAGAAUACAAAGUAAAAUUAACUGAAGUCCAGGAAGAGUCUGAUCCAUUGGGCAAUGAAGAAACACACGAAUGCCACUCUGCAUGUGUGAGCACACAAAAUAUGCCAUUAGAUAUGAAACAAUGUCUUGCUGUGAAGACUACAAGGGAUUGGUAUGUUGAUUCAGCAGCAACAGCUGACAUGACAAACAACAGGAACUUCUUCAGAAAAUUGAACAACAACAACAGUGAAAUCAUUCGGGUGGCUGAUGGAAGAGAAGUACCUGCAAGCGGAAUUGGGCAUGGUGAGCUAAUUUGCGAUGAAGGUAGUUCAAAUGGCAAGUUAAAAUUUGAUAAUGUGUUAUAUGUACCACAACUAAAUGGGAAUUUAUUGUCGGUCUUAAAAAUGAUGCAUAGAGGUUAUGAUGUGUAUUUCGAUAGCAAAACAAUGCAGUGCUACAUAAAACGAGAUGGCGAGACACAUGCAAAGGCUGAGCUUCGGGGAUCACUAUUUGUGUUGAGUCAACACAAUGCUUUACAAGUAUUAUCCAUACCCAAGAAACUGUGUACAUCUGUGGCACUUGAGGUGUGGCCACCAUGAUCCAUCUGUAAUGCGUUAUAUGGCUGCUGAAAGUGUCAAGGGUGUGACAAUUAAUGAGUGUGGAUGCACUGUGGGAUGCAAAAGUUGCAUGAA
Messenger RNA from Centruroides sculpturatus (bark scorpion), 1636 nucleotides. RefSeq lists its product as uncharacterized. Lineage: Eukaryota; Metazoa; Arthropoda; Arachnida; Scorpiones; Buthidae. Bases 608 to 1543 code for a protein of 311 amino acids. The transcript has a single exon. The record is from RefSeq and is a predicted model, not a curated record.